AUGCCUGACCUGAACAUCGCGCGGAACUUGCGGGAGAGGAUGGCGCAAGGCGAGCACAUGGAGUUGGUGGACGCAGCCAUGGCGGUGCCUGUAGACGAUGAGGAGGCGGUGAAGACGGUGGUGAAGGUGGCACUCUGCUGCAUCCAGCAUGAGCGGGACAUGAGGCCAAGCAUGCAAAAUGUGGUGGAUAUGCUCGAAGGCCGGGUCGCCGUUAAUUUCCCGCCGGAGGCCCAUCGUCCAUCAUCUUCUGUUGUAAGUUUAUCGGAGCCACAUUCGAUUUCGGAGCACGCCGUCAUCGACAUGCACGGUGGGUGA
Messenger RNA from Miscanthus lutarioriparius, 315 nucleotides. Lineage: Eukaryota; Viridiplantae; Streptophyta; Magnoliopsida; Poales; Poaceae. The record is from the annotation of a GenBank genome assembly.